GAAGAACAACAACAAGAAGAAGAAAAGUCGACGUCAACAACGAGGAAGAGAAUAAUAACAAGACACUAACAUGGCUGCUGACAGUGACCCCGAGUCAGAGGUGUUUGAGAUCACUGAUUUCACCACCGCAUCAGAAUGGGAACGCUUCGUGUCCAGAGUUGAGGAAGUGCUAAAUGACUGGAAGCUGAUUGGAAACUCGGGAGGAAAGUCGUCCCCAGAGAAGGGUGAAUACACCAGUGGUACCUGGGAGGAGAAGUCUCAGGAGAUUAACUUUGCUGAUUUUAAGUUCUCCAUUACUCACUACUUUCUGAAACAAGAAUGUGAGAAGGACGAUGGAAAGGACGAGCUCGAGGAGGAUACCUUCCCUUUGGCAAUGCAAGACCUUCUGUGCAUGAACAAUGACUUCCCUCCGCGAGCCCACUGCCUGGUCAGAUGGUAUGGUAUACGAGAGUUUGUGGUCAUCUCCCCUGGAACCAACUGUGAGGCCAUCAUCAGCGAGUCCAAAUGCAAUCUCCUUCUCAGCUCCAUCUCGAUUUCUCUGGCCAACAGUGGCUGCCAGGUGCCCAUGUUCGUGCAGAUCCAGCAGAAGUGGAGGCGGAUGUACGCUGGAGAGUGCCAGGGACCAGGUGUGCGCACUGAAUUUGAGAUGGUCCACCUCCGCAAGGUUCCAAGCCAGUACAACCACCUGUCUGGCCUGCUUGACAUCUUCAAGUCUAAGACAGGCUGCACCCUAUCCCCUCUACCUCCAGUCAAUAUUGCCAUCCGUUUUACCUAUAUUCUCCAGGACUGGCAGCAGUAUUCAUGGCCACAGCAGCCCCCAGACUUUGACACACUCCUUGGUGGUGAGGUAGGAGGCGUGGAAUUUGGGAAGCUUCCUUUUGGAGCCUGUGAGGAGCCAAUCAGUGAACUUCAUCUUGCAACCACUUGGCCUCACCUGACAGAAGGCAUAGUCGUGGAUAAUGAUGUUUACAGUGACCUUGACCCUCUCCAAGCUCCUCACUGGUCAGUCCGAGUCAGGACAGUUGAAAACCCUCAGUGUUUACUGGGUGACUUUCUGACAGAGUUCUUUAAGCUCUGUUGUAGGAAGGAGUCUAUAGAAGAAGUUCUGGGAAGAGGAUUGGCUGAAGAGGAAGGCAAAGAAAAUAGUGACAUCAGCUCUGCCUUAUCCAAGCUGACAGAGCCAGCGGCAACAGUGCCGAUCUCCAAACUCUCCGUGUCCAAUAUGGUACAUAGUGCCCGAAAGCACAUCCGACGCCACAGACGCAUUGAUGAGUCACCUCUCAGCUCUGAUAUACUCAAUUCCAUCCUUCUGUAUCUCUUCCCAGAUGCUGCUGUGGAGAAGUCGUCAGAGAAUAGCAAGAGUAAAACCGCACAGUCAAAUGCCUGUGGGAAGACCGAGCAAGAUAAAAACUGUGACUACAACCUUUUUCUCCAGCUGAAGUCAGCACCCAGUGACAGUCUGACCUACCGACUGGCUUUGUGUGUGUGUCUGGUCAACUUCUACCAUGGUGGGCUGCGGGCUGUUGCCCACCUCUGGCAGGAGUUUGUCCUAGAGUUGCGCUACCGCUGGGAAAACAACUUCCUUAUCUACGGACUGGCUGGUGGGCCUCCUGAUCUUCGCUGUUGUCUCCUGCACCAGAAACUCCAGAUGCUGAACUGCUGCAUUGAGAGGAAGAGGGCCAGAGAUGAAUCCCGUAAGGUGCUGGAGGGAAGCAAAGAGAGAGAGCGGUCCAGCCGCCCUGUACCAGAGUCUACAACUGCAACUGCGAAUUCAUCCAACUUAACAAGGGAGGUUUCUCCGGGAAAAUCCUGGGACUCAUGGAGCGACAGUGAAGAUGAGUUCUUUGAGUGCUUAAGUGAUCAGGAGGAGAUGGAGGCUCCACACAGUGAGGGGGGAAAGGAUGGCAGUAAAAUCAAAGCGGAGGGGAGGAUGCACCCUUAUAACAACAUGGUUCUACUUCACUCUACAGAGCUUCUCUAUGUUCCUGUCACACAGGAACCUGCUCCCAUGACAGAAGAUCUGUUAGAGGAGCAAUCAGAAGUACUGGCAAAGCUGGGAACAUCAGCUGAAGGUGCUCACCUCCGUGCCCGGAUGCAGAGUGCCUGUCUGCUCUCUGACAUGGAGUCAUUUAAGGCAGCGAACCCAGGCUGUGUUCUAGAGGACUUUGUGCGCUGGUACUCACCUAGGGAUUAUGUGGAGGAAGAGGUGGUCGAUGAGAAGGGUAACAAAAUGGUGAAAGGCGAGCUUAGUGCCAGGAUGAAGAUCCCAAGCAACAUGUGGGUGGAGGCUUGGGAGACAGCCAGGGCUACACCUGCACGCCGCCAGAGAAGGCUUUUUGAUGAUACUAAGGAGGCCGAAAAGGUUCUGCACUAUCUGGCAAUGCAGAAACCUGCAGACCUGACCCGCCAUCUCCUGCCCUGCAUACUCCAUGCUGCAAUUCUGAAGUUGAAGGAGGAAGAGUCAGUUGAAGACAUCCCAUCAGUCAAAAAGACAAUCCAGCAAGCUACGUCUCAAGCCAGCAAACUCCUGCACCACCCAAACCACGACUACAAGAAAUUAGAGGAUUUCAUUAACCAGUUGAUGGCCAUGGAGACAGUCAUCACCCGAGUUCGCUCUCUCAAGGCCAAGUUUGCCACUGGUGAGGGUGAGAAGGGAGAAGACACAGAGGAGCUGGAGAAGUUUGUUAGCUCUCUGCUGGAAGAACCAGAGGUGGUGGUGAUUGGAGCUGGCCAGGGGCCGGCAGGCAGCAUCAUCCACAGACUGUUUGCCAGCGCUCAGAGGCUGGCUGACUUCACGAGUGACGAGGCCGCACUCCUUGCACCACUGGAGGAAGACUUGGGGCAUGCAGCCAGAACAGAGGACAAGAAGCUGACUGUAGGAAGCAGCAACAUGCCUGACUUCCCUCCUCCAGCAGGCCGGGAGAUUCUGUUACGUACAUGUGUUCCUCGGCCAGCACCGUACUCCAAAGCUCUACCUCAGCGGCUCUUUUGUGUGUUGAUGAGGGAAGAAUUCAGGCUGGCAGGGGCUUUCUCCUCAGACACCUCCUUCUUCUAAGAACAAACACCCAUUAUGAAGAUAUUUCAUCUGAAACUGUGUUCCAUUCGACAAUGAUCAUUUGUAGCCAGAACUGGAAGGGCAGUUAAGAACACAGGGUGUCUCAUUAAAAUUAUUCAGUUUUAUUUGUGGCUCUUCUGUGGGUUAAUGAGUUUGUUGUGGGCACUAAUGCUUGUUCAAAACUGGUGAAUGUUUUUAUUCCGGCAUAACAUAUCUCUAACUCCCCCUGCCCAACACACUUAUGAUCAUUGCUAUCUAAAAAAAAAAAGAGACAUACAGCUUUAGGUAGGCCUUAUUGCAUUUGGUCCUUUAAAAAAUUUAAUUUUCAGCCGCACUCAGGUAAUGGGCACACUGAGAUUUCAUAUACUAUAGAAUGCUGAAAUUUCACUGUACACAAUUGCAGAUAUCAAGCAUUAGUAAACAGAGGGGACUUAAAAGUGUCACCCAAUUUCAUCUGUAGUUAAGCUGGCAGUUUAAGACUGAGCUAAAAGUUGCAGUUUGCCUUGGGAGACCCCAACAUGACAACCACUCCAUCACAAUAUGGUGGCAAUGUGCUUAGUCUGCAAAUCACCACCCUAUUGUACUGGAGUGGUUUUCAUGUCCCAGUGUACCUGGGAGCUAUGUUAGGGGCAAUGGCCCAUAGUAGUCUCUCUCAAGGUGAGGCCCCAGGUAAGGGUACAGACUAAGGGUGUUUUCAGUUUAGUUUGUUUGCUCUUGUCUGAAUCUGUAGAUGAGUUGGUAAACUUGCUGCGUUUUCCCCUCAGUAUGGUUUCUUUUCGCACAGAAAUGCAGCGGUUGUUACGCUAGUCCAGGUUGGACCUUGAUUCACUGUCUGGCUAGCUGCUUGCAACUGUUGAUUUCGCUCUUCACAUCCCAGUAUGCAAAGCGCACCUGGCUCAAACAUACAGAGUACACCUACCCUCACAGUUAAGAUCAGAUCACAUUCCCACUACAAAUAAAUAUCUGCCCUAUAUCUGGACAUAUCGGUGCUUGAUAUGGCAGAAACCUGAGAACCUACUGGUAGACACCAGCAAUGAAGGAGACUGUCAAGCUGAAGGAGGAGGCCUUUCAGGCUUGGUUGGCCCAGGGGUAUCCUGAAGCAGCAGGCAGUUUCCAAAUGGCUAAAAGGGGGGAUGGCAUCAGUGGUUGCAGAAGCAAAAACCCGGUUGUGGGAGGAGUUCUGGCAAACUGUCAGACAACAGAAGGGGAAACAGGACUGAUCCCAGGUUGUUUACAGUGGGGGAGGAGAGCUGCUGACCCUGACUAGGAACAUUGUCGGGCAGUGGACAGAUAAAAACAAAUAUAUUUUGUGACUUUGGGGGCUCCAUGUGCUACGUAGCAGUAAUUUCUGUCAUCGCCAGUUUUCUGUGAUCGAUGUUAACUGAUUACCCAACACAGAUGUAGUUGGUCUGCAUUAAUAUUCUUGCAGCAUAAAAUCAUCAAGGAUGUCAGUGCAGCAACACAGGAAUGACUGUUGGUUAACAUGUAGCAUUCAUGAGCUGCAAUUGCGUAGUCAUUUAGUUAUCUGACGGCAGAAAAAUAUGUUGAUGAAAUAAAACUAAAUUCUUCAAUCAGUUAUAUGUGCACGAGUCCUAGAAUUCAACACUGUUGUGCUACAAAAAACAUUUCACAUUUUACAUUCAGAGCUUAUUCUCAGAUUUAAAUAUUUUAUGUAUUGUCAUUGCCUAUAUGAUUCUGUUCUUCUGGUCUCUUAUGUGUGACUGUAAUCUCCUUAUUUCUGACCACAUUCCAAGUGAUAGAAUAACAUAUUCAAUAACAUGUUCUAUACCUGUUAUAUUUUUGUGGUGUGCAGUAAUGGGUUUACUGACCCCACUUAUUGUCGAUAUGCUGAUGGCAUUCCUGCUCUAGUUUACAGACUUAAGCAGUGUUUUGCACAUGAAUGCUUGUUGAUACAUAAGUGCAAUCACACAUCAAUGUGUGUAGAUCUUGCUCUGAAGUGCAAUUACAUACCUAUUGGAAAAACGUACCUUUACUAAUCACAGUGAGGCCAGGGUGAUCACUCAAAAGUUUGUAUCAAUUUCAAUGAACUGUAGUAUUAUCAAGUUAACCAGUGGUAAAUUCUUUGUAGGUGUAGGGGUCCUUUGUCUAUGCAGGCAAAAUGUGUGUACAGUACAUGCUAAAUGCUGGUCCUUAAUGUCUGCUUAUUUAAAAAUAAACCUUUUCUGCUGUCUCAGUGA
This is a messenger RNA of Thunnus maccoyii (southern bluefin tuna), 5253 nucleotides long. It is a transcript of the gene rab3gap1, whose product is annotated as RAB3 GTPase activating protein subunit 1. The record is from RefSeq and is a predicted model, not a curated record. The coding region runs from base 71 to 3055 and encodes 994 amino acids. Lineage: Eukaryota; Metazoa; Chordata; Actinopteri; Scombriformes; Scombridae. Gene Ontology annotation, biological process: positive regulation of GTPase activity. Gene Ontology annotation, molecular function: GTPase activator activity. The transcript has 25 exons.